Epinephelus fuscoguttatus (brown-marbled grouper) is the source of this 9665-nucleotide messenger RNA. RefSeq names its product calcium channel, voltage-dependent, T type, alpha 1G subunit (gene cacna1g). The transcript is spliced from 36 exons. Gene Ontology annotation, cellular component: voltage-gated sodium channel complex; voltage-gated calcium channel complex; neuron projection. The record is from RefSeq and is a predicted model, not a curated record. Gene Ontology annotation, biological process: calcium ion import; membrane depolarization during action potential; calcium ion transmembrane transport. Lineage: Eukaryota; Metazoa; Chordata; Actinopteri; Perciformes; Serranidae. Gene Ontology annotation, molecular function: voltage-gated sodium channel activity; low voltage-gated calcium channel activity. Bases 15 to 6356 code for a protein of 2113 amino acids.
UCGAACGAGCAUCCAUGUUGGUGAUCCUGAUGAACUGUGUGACACUGGGCAUGUUUCAUCCCUGUGAGGACAUCAAAUGCGACUCUGAGAGGGGCAAGAUCCUGCAGAACUUUGAUGACUUCAUCUUUGCAUUCUUUGCCAUCGAAAUGGUGAUCAAAAUGGUGGCUCUUGGGAUUUUUGGCAAGAAGUGUUACCUCGGAGACACGUGGAACCGCUUGGACUUCUUCAUAGUGGUGGCUGGGAUGUUGGAGUACUCCCCCAGCCUGCAGAACGUCAGUUUCUCAGCGGUGAGGACGGUUCGCGUGCUGAGACCUCUGAGAGCCAUCAACCGAGUGCCAAGUAUGCGCAUCCUGGUGACCCUGCUGCUGGACACCCUGCCCAUGCUGGGUAACGUGCUGCUGCUGUGCUUCUUUGUCUUCUUCAUAUUUGGCAUCGUGGGCGUCCAGCUGUGGGCCGGCUUGCUCAGAAACCGCUGCUUCGUGGAAGACAACUUCUCCUUCCCUUUCUCUGUGGAGAGAGAUAAAUACUACCACACUGAAAACGAUGACGAGAACCCCUUCAUCUGCUCUCUGGACCGAGAGAACGGCAUGAGAGACUGUGACUCGGUGCCAAAGCUGUAUGAAGAAGGAGGAAUUCAGUGCAACCUGGACAUGUAUUCUUACAACAGCACUGACAACACCACCUGUGUCAACUGGAACCAGUACUACACCAAUUGCUCUGCUGGUCCGGUCAACCCCUUCAAGGGAGCCAUUAACUUUGACAACAUCUGCUAUGCCUGGAUUGCCAUCUUUCAGGUGAUCACUCUGGAGGGCUGGGUGGACAUCAUGUACUUUGUGAUGGAUGCUCACUCCUUCUACAACUUCAUCUACUUCAUCCUACUCAUCAUUAUCGGCUCAUUCUUCAUGAUCAACUUGUGCCUGGUGGUCAUCGCUACUCAGUUCUCAGAGACCAAGCAGAGGGAGAGUCAGCUGAUGAAGGAGCAGCGGGUGCGAUUCAUGUCCAACGCCAGCACCCUGGCCUCCCUCUCUGAGCCGGGCUCCUGCUACGAUGAGUUGCUCAAGUACCUGGUUCAUAUCGUCCGCAAGGGGGCCAGGCAAGUGGCCCACGUCUGCAGGCUCUUGGCUCGCCGUGCAGGGCUUAAUAUUGCCGCCUCGCCCCCACCCACAGAGCCCCAACGUAGCCACAGCCAGAGAAGGAGGAGAAAGCCCUCCAGGCAGGGAUCUGUGUCAGUUCAUCACAUGGCACACCAUCACCAUCACCACCACCACCACUACAACCUGGGGAAUGGCAGUGUGAGGAGAGGAGGGAGCUUCAGGUGUCUUGAGGGCCGGGAUGUGGAGGCAGGUGCUCAUAACAACAACAGAGGGGCCCUUGUAUCAACCACCGGUGCUGGGCAUCUUGCUUUAUCUCCACCACUUUCAGUGACAGCAGCCACCUCAGAUACAAACCUGGCUACUUUGGCCAACCUUGCUGCUGGAGCCGCCGAUUCGUCUUCAGUCCACACUGUGAUUCACACAGAAAGUCUUCGCUGUACCCCCCCGAUCCCAGGUCCAUUCUCCCUGGCCCCGGCUCCCGUCUCCAGGGCCAUGAAGAGGAACUCUGUACCUUUUGCUGCUCCAGGGCCUAAGAACUACCCCACUCUGCAGGCUCGAGCCCUGGCAGAGUCAAGACGAGGGAGUGUUGCUGUUAGCACUCUGACUAACAUCAGCUUGAAUAUCCCACCCAUGCCCCUGGAGAGACGGCCGUCAAGCCUGGUGGAUGCACACACUCCCACAGCCCAGCUCUCCUGCCAGCUGUCGGCUCGUGACCUCAGCACUACCAGCAGUGCCAUGGACACAGCCGCAUUGACAUCGGACCCAGAAAGUUGUCCCUUGUGCGCAAGAGCGCUGGCCAACGAAUCAGAGGGUGGCACUGAGGGCAACGAGACCCCUGGAGACUCCGACAGCGACGGCAUAUAUGAGUUCACCCAGGACCUCCAUCACAGGGACAGGAGAGACAGCCGGCAGCCCAAAAAGAAGCACCGUCGACUGGGCAAGACGGCAGCGAAGGUGGUUCACUUCUGGAGGCUGGUGUGCGACACAUUCAGGAAGAUUGUGGACAGCAAGUACUUUGGACGAGGGAUUAUGAUCGCCAUUCUGAUCAAUACUCUGAGCAUGGGGAUUGAAUAUCAUAAGCAGCCUGAUGAGUUGACCUAUGCAUUGGAGAUCAGUAAUGUUGUGUUCACCAGCCUGUUCUCUCUGGAGAUGCUGUUGAAGGUUUUGGUCUACGGGCCCUUCGGCUACGUCAAGAACCCCUACAAUAUAUUCGAUGGCAUCAUCGUGGUGAUCAGUGUGUGGGAGAUCAUGGGUCAGCAGGGUGGUGGUUUGUCGGUGCUGAGGACCUUCCGGCUGAUGCGGGUGCUGAAGUUGGUCCGUUUCAUGCCGGCCCUACAGAGGCAGCUGGUGGUGCUGAUGAAGACCAUGGACAAUGUGGCCACCUUCUGCAUGCUGCUCAUGCUCUUCAUCUUCAUCUUCAGUAUCCUGGGGAUGCAUCUGUUUGGUUGUAAGUUUGGGUCCGAGACGGAUGGAGGAGACACUCUGCCAGACAGGAAGAACUUUGACUCUCUUCUCUGGGCCAUAGUGACUGUCUUCCAGAUCCUAACCCAGGAGGACUGGAACAAGGUGUUAUAUAACGGCAUGGCUUCCACCUCUCCUGUAGCUGCCCUCUACUUCAUCGCUCUUAUGACCUUUGGCAACUACGUCCUCUUCAACUUGCUGGUGGCCAUCUUGGUUGAGGGUUUCCAGACAGAGGAAGUGUCCAAGCGGGAGGAUUUGCAUGCCCAGCUGAGCCUAAUUCAGCUGCCUGUAGACUCAGGGGGUGACGCUUCCAAAUUGAGUUCGGAGAUCGAUUCCUGUGCACGAAGUAUGGAGGAUGUUAACGGCAGCAAGAAGGAUUUAUCAGCCUCUGCAGUAGUGCCUGUAAAUGGCCACGUGGACCUGAAGACCAGCCUGACUCCACCUCUAAUUACCCACACGGCUGCCACUCCCAUGCCCAUACCCAAGUUGCCCGUUGGAGGGGACCCUGUCCUGGGCUACGAGUCCCGUCGAGGCAGUAACGUCUCCAUAGACCCAGCCUGUUAUGACAAAUCACCGACCAGCGCCCAGAGCUCUUCUCCACACGCCCCAUGGAGCUCUGGCAGCGGCUGGACCAGCCGCCGAUCCAGCUGGAACAGCCUGGGUCGUGCGCCGUCACUCAAACGCCAGAAGCGGCAGUCUGGGGAGCGGCGGUCUCUCCUCUCCGGGGAGGGUGGCUCCAGCUCAGAUGACGGGGAAGGCGGAGGUGGGUUGAUGGACGAAGACGAUGCUUCUCUGGCCAGGACGGAUUCCAUGUCCCAGUCACAGAGAAGACCCAGACACCGGAGGAUGGAGUCAGUAGAGACUCGGAGCUCUAUGGAUUUGCACCCUGAUGCUCUGCUGCAGGUGCCCUACCUGUACCGCUCAGCCAGUAUGCACAGCUCCAGGCCCCCUUCACUGGGACACUUACGGCCCCCUGAGCACAGCGACUGCAAUGGAAAGGGCUCUCCAUCGGUCCUGGGCCCCACACAUGUCUCUCUGGAGGAAAACACUGAAGACGAAAAUGCAGAUGACGAGGCCAGCCUGGGUCGUUUUGCCAGACUGUUCCGCUGGCUGGAGAAGAAGCAGCCGGAGUGGUGUAAACAGAGAGACACCUGGUCACUCUACCUCUUCCCUCCAGACUCAAGGUUUCGCAUCCUGUGCAAUAAGAUUAUCACCCACAAGAUGUUUGACCAUAUUGUGUUGGUCAUUAUCUUCCUCAACUGCAUCACCAUCGCCAUCGAGAGACCUAGCAUCACCACUGCUGAGCGGAUCUUCCUAAAAUUAUCAAACUACAUCUUCACGGCAAUUUUUGUGGCUGAGAUGACUAUAAAGAUCGUAGCUUUGGGCUGGUGUUUUGGGGACAAGGCCUACCUGAGGAGCAGCUGGAACAUUCUGGAUGGGAUGUUGGUGAUGAUCUCUGUUAUCGACAUCCUCGUGUCUCUCAUCUCCAACUCUGGUACCAAGAUCCUGGGCAUGCUCAGAGUGCUGAGGCUGCUGAGGACCCUGAGGCCACUACGUGUGAUCAGCAGAGCCCCGGGGCUGAAGCUGGUGGUGGAGACUCUGAUGUCGUCACUGAAGCCCAUCGGCAACAUUGUGGUCAUUUGCUGCGCCUUCUUCAUUAUCUUUGGCAUCCUAGGAGUACAGCUCUUCAAGGGGAAGUUCUUCGUGUGUCAAGGAGAGAGUGUACAGAAUAUCACUAACAAGUCAGAGUGUUUGCAGGCCAGCUACAAAUGGGUCAGACACAAGUACAACUUUGACAACCUUGGACAGGCCUUGAUGUCUCUGUUUGUUCUGGCAUCAAAAGACGGCUGGGUGGACAUUAUGUAUGAUGGUCUGGACGCUGUAGGAGUUGACAUACAGCCGAGAAUGAACCACAACCCAUGGAUGCUACUCUACUUCAUCUCCUUCCUGCUGAUUGUAGCCUUCUUUGUGCUCAACAUGUUCGUGGGUGUCGUGGUGGAGAACUUCCACAAGUGCCGGCGCCACCAGGAGGCUGAGGAGGCCAAGCGCAGGGAGGAGAAGAGACUGAAACGCAUGGAGAAAAAGAGACGGAGUAAGGAGAAGGAGCUGGCUGAAGCUCAGAGUAAACCCUACUACUCAGAUUACUCCCCCAUUCGCCGACUCAUCCACAAGAUGUGCACCAGCCCCCACCUGGAUCUGUUCAUCACUGUCGUCAUAGGACUCAACGUCAUCACCAUGUCCAUGGAGCACUACAAGCAGCCCAAGGAGUUGGACAAGGCAUUGGAGAUCUGUAACUACAUCUUCACCCUCAUCUUUGUGCUGGAAUCCGUCUUCAAGCUGGUGGCCUUCGGCUUCCGACGCUUCUUCAAGGACAAGUGGAACCUGCUGGAUCUGGCCAUUGUGCUGCUGUCCAUCAUGGGCAUCACUCUGGAGGAGAUUGACGGCAAAGCUUCACUGCCCAUCAACCCCACCAUUAUCCGCAUCAUGAGAGUGCUGAGGAUUGCACGAGUUUUGAAGCUCUUGAAGAUGGCAGUGGGAAUGAGAGCUUUGCUGGACACCGUUAUGCAAGCCCUGCCUCAGGUGGGGAAUCUGGGUCUUCUCUUCAUGCUUCUCUUCUUUAUCUAUGCAGCCCUGGGAGUGGAGCUGUUUGGUGACUUGAUCUGUGAUGAACUCCACCCAUGUGAAGGUCUGGGGCGCUACGCCUCAUUCAAAAACUUUGGGAUGGCAUUUCUGCUGCUAUUCAGAGUUUCCACUGGAGACAACUGGAAUGGCAUAAUGAAGGACACAUUAAGGGACUGCGCUCAGGACACCAACACCUGCUACAACGCCGUGGUCUCUCCCAUCUACUUCGUCUCCUUUGUUCUGACUGCUCAGUUUGUCCUCGUCAACGUCGUCAUUGCUGUCCUGAUGAAGCACCUGGAGGAGAGCAACAAGGAAGCCAAGGAGGAGGCGGAGCUGGAGGCAGAGUUGGAGCUGGAACGGCAGUUAGAAGCGGGAGAGACAGCGCCAAGGUCGCCCCAGCUCAACCCUCUGGCACUGGGCACGGACAGAUCGAGUUCUGGGGGCUCCCCCUGGAGGUCCACUGGAGGAGGGGACAGGGAGCAGGAAAGAGACGGUCCUAUGGACUCGCCCACUGCUGACAUAACCAGAGAUCCUGUAAACAUCAGAGCAGACCCCCCUUCUUGCCUGGAUCCCCCACUGGAGUUUGUCCAGCGGAGAGCACAGUUUGACUCGGUCUCCCUGGUCAUCCAGGGUUCAAUGGAGGGAGAGUUGAGUUUGAUGGACAACCUGUCUGGCUCUAUCUGCCACUACUACGCGCUGCCCCCCAAGCCCAGCAAGCACAGCACCGACAAGAAGCCGGAGCAGCUAGAUCCUGGGGAGCCACUGGAGGACAACCUGCUGAGCGUCAGGAAGCCCACGGUGGGACGCACACACUCCCUGCCCAACGACAGCUACAUGUUCCUCCCCCUGCAGCCAUGUGGCAACACGACCGUGGCUUCAGCACAUCUUCUAGCACAGACACAGGGGCCUGAGCACAUACUGGGCACCCACAGGUCCCAGUCAGGCUCCAGCAGCUCGGUGCGUUCACAACCAGAGGAGCGUUCCCAGCAGCUGACCGUUCCAACAGACCUCUUCAGACCUAUCAGCCCCCACAGCCACUCAGACUCGGAGAGUAUACCACGACUUCCCCCUCCCAGACGCACACACACAUUCAGCCGCACGCUUCGCAGACAGCUCAGUUGGUCCCAAAAGCCGCCCGACCCUGAGCUACUGCACAAACACAGAUACUCCUGUUUCUGAAACAGCAACAAACAGCAGACAUUAGCUACCACUGGGCCUUUCAGAAACACUGUUCUCCAUGAUCAUCAACCAACAGACAGACAGAUUAACAAACACACAGGCUUCCCUCAUUUUUCCCCCUUUGUCACUCAUUUGAUUUUUAUUUCCUGCUAACCAUCAGCCACAAAGCAUCUAAACUCUAUAACAGGUAACUCUGCCUGUAGGAAACCUCACUAAUCCUUCUAAACCUAAGCAGCAGGAGUUGGGUGUAACAUUGCAUCAGUGGAUUUUUCAGUAGCUGAGAGACAGAAUGUAUUCAAGCCAGACAAAGAUAUUAUUUGGCUGAGAAUUUUACCCACAAUGCAGUGCACUUACUAAUAUAAACAGUACAACUCAGGGGAUUGCAACAGAACAGCGAGGGCUGUCCAUAUGCAUUUGGCCAUUUUGUACACACAGUACCACAGUGAUAGAGCACUUGUGACUUUUCUAUUGACUAGAUUAGCUCUACAUAGGUACAUAGAUGUUGAUCAGAGUGCAGUAGUUAUUGCACUAAACCCAAUUUUACUUUAAAAAAAGUGUGACAGGGUGAUUUCUUCUUAGUAAUGUUGCAGUUAGGAUUUGUUUCUCGGUGUUGUAGUGCUGUGGCUGGUGAUUGGCCUGGCCUGGUUGUGAUAUCUUUGACCACUAGGUGUCUCUGUGGUCCCACCAUUCAGGCUCAGGCAGGGAAACCCAUGAUUUCAAACAUUUCUCAAAGUGCCCUAAAACUCAUGCAUGCUUUGCUUCCUCAUCUCUAGAGAUUCAAGACACUUUAGUUGACUUAAUUCAACUCAAUUAUAUUCAAAUAUUAUUGUAAUUUCCUCCCCCCAAGUUUGUUUCUGUGAGGAACGAGUCAUUUUUUGAGUUUUAGCAACCAUGGUGCUUACUAACGCUUCCUCUCCUACAGUGUUUACAUAUUAUGUUUACCCUCUGACUGUUGGCCUCACACCCUGUGGACGGUUUUGUUCAGAGACAAGGACGUCAGUACGGAAACACUGAUCAGAAUUUGGCUGUAAAUUGAACUACAAACUGCACUGCAGACAGUUUACAGGGUUUUGUGUGAAUGGUCAAAAGUCAGAGGGUCAGGUGGUGUGGCUCAGAGUUCACUGUGUCAGCUGGUGCUCAAUCAGCUGAGUCCUCCUGUCCAAUCGAAAAGAAGCAGCGUACACUUUCCUGGUGAAAAAAACAGAUAUGAGCUCCUUACAUGGAAAUAUUCACAUCAGUUGGCACCUCCUCUAAAGUACUGAACUGUAGCAUGACUUACAGGAAAAUGACACACCUCUGUAUUUAUUACAUUCCAGCAAACUGAAGGGGCAUUCUGUUUUCACAAUCUUUAUAUAUGUAAAAAACUGUGCAGAAGAUUUUUCAAGAGAAUCACCAUGGUGAUGUUGAGAGUGUCAGGGAAGUUUGAGUACAAGAAGUUAAUUUUACAGUCAUCACAUCCUUUUAAAGAACCCUUUUAAGACAAAUAAAUAAUACUGUGUUUUGAAAUAUAAUUUGCAUCCGAUACAGGUCCUCAGCACAAGUUAGGCUGAUUUAAGUUUGUCAUUUAAUUUAUUAAAAAUGCAUCCACUCCCGCCUUAUUAGAAAAUCCAGAAUAUGCACAUAGUGUUAAAUACAUAAGUCGGACAGAGUCAAUUCUCAGUGUAUGUGACCUGGAGAUUUUACAUUCCCACAUCACUCUUGCGUAAGUUUCAUAGAUCAGAGGGCUGUAUUACGAAGCACGAAGUAGCUGGACUGACAAACCCUAAAGCCUCACUCAGAGGUAGCAGGUAUCACAUGGGUGGUUAUCAACUUGCUCUGUUAACCCAGGCUUUCUGCUUCAGGCUCUGUUUGCAUUCCCUUAAAAUUAGUCAAAUGACAAAUGACGAAUUCAGCACAUUAUCUUAAAAUUAAACAAGUGCAUGCUGCUUACUUUCACCUUUGAAGAAUAUUGACAAACCUUCCAAUUUUAUUGUGAAGCAAUGAAGUAAUGAAAAUGCUUAGGGGAAAUGUAUUGGAGUUAAGGUAUACAUUUUAUUUAGGAAAUGUGGUGGAGUAAAAGCAGAAGUUUAAGAAAUAUAAAAAUUCAAGUAAAGUGCAUAUACUUUCUAGAAAUACUUAAAUAUUCUAACAAAGUGUUAUUACUUAGUGACAUUACACCACUUAUUAAUAAUGUAGUAAACUAUUAAAGUAUAAUGUUAUCUGUGGAUUUAUAAAAAAGCUUUGAGAGCCAGUGUGGGCAAAUGGACCAGAGAACACUACAAACACAUUCACGGAGUUCAGGGAGAAGAACAGAUUUUCUGCAUCACUCAAAUACUCUAGGUUCCUAUGGUUAAAAAACGACAUGAUACGUACAGUAAGUGCUACUGUAAUUGCACUGCUUCGUUUGGUGGCACUAAUGAAAUGUUACAGCUCAAUAAAUUGGAUUAAGUGCAUUUAUAACAUGUUCCCCCAGAUGAGAAUCUGUAUUGCUCAUAGAUUGACAUCGAUUAUAGAGUGAGGCUACUCGCCGAUUUCAAACUGAAACUCAGUACAAAAACUGGUCUAUUCCAGGUUUGGUCUCCAGCAUCAGUUACCAUAGCAAUCCAGGCAGAUUAAGAGACAGCCACCUUCUAUUAGGCCCAACAUACCUCCCUAACCCAGUGGUGUUGCUUCAUGAUAUAUCCCUCCGGUCAUGGCCCAAAGUCCUGCUGGCACACACGCACAUGUUGAACUGAGAUUUAGGGCGAGCAGCACAGAGAAACUUUCCUUCUUCAGAAGAUGAAUGUGAAAAAAACCUCUGCACAUACAUCAUUCAGUGCAGUGACACUCAGACAUCCGAGUGAAGUAAGAACAAUAAUCACUGAAGAAUGGAGGGGGGCUUUGACAAAUAUUCCUAUCAGAUGUGAAAACAAAAUACUGGCUCAACAGAAGCACUGCGCAGUAAAUUAAUAACACAAAACCAAAGAACACAUCCAAUAAUGUCAAAAGCUGUUUACCCAACUUACUCUUGACAAAUCGUAAUAUGGAAUUCUGCCAUUGAGUAAUCCAGUGUAACCUCUGGCUUAUAAUUCAUGGCACAGUGUUGCAAUGCAUUUCAGCCGCACACUGCCUUCAAUAAGAAGUACAGAGAGGACUCUGGGGACAUGCUGAUUAGACUGUGAACUCUGACCCCAACUACUGCUUCUCAUCCUCAUCACCUCUCACUAACUAGUCUCCCCUCUCAUCUCCCCGAUCCCCUGAUCUCCCCCUCCCUUCCCUCACCGCACAUUUACCUCCAUCUCCUCGCCCUUCUCUCCUAAAUAUUUCAUCCCUCCCCCUGUCCCCUCCAUG